This is a messenger RNA of Oppia nitens, 292 nucleotides long. Its product is annotated as shematrin-like protein 1. The transcript has 2 exons. The record is from RefSeq and is a predicted model, not a curated record. The coding region runs from base 50 to 283 and encodes 77 amino acids. Lineage: Eukaryota; Metazoa; Arthropoda; Arachnida; Sarcoptiformes; Oppiidae.
ACUUGAAGUUUUGUUUUGCAAAGACUAACUCCAAACUCUCUAAACAAAAAUGAAAUUCUUGAUUGCUGUCGCCUUUGUGGCCCUUUUCGCCGUUGCCUUCGGUGGCAUCGUUGCUCCCUAUUAUGGUGGUUAUGGUGGCUAUUAUAGCGCCGGUUAUGCUGCCCCAGUUGCCUAUGGUGGUUAUUAUGGUGCUGGCUAUGCUGCACCCGCUGUCUACAGCACCGGUUAUGCCUCCCCCUACUACGGUGGUCUCGGAUACUACGGUGGAUACCUCAAGAAAUAAAUGAUUAUU